This is a messenger RNA of Bipolaris victoriae FI3, 333 nucleotides long. RefSeq lists its product as hypothetical. The transcript has 2 exons. The record is from RefSeq and is a predicted model, not a curated record. NCBI's taxonomy places the organism in Eukaryota, Fungi, Ascomycota, Dothideomycetes, Pleosporales, Pleosporaceae. Bases 1 to 333 code for a protein of 110 amino acids.
AUGCCGACUAACCCAGGCUGCACCACCCCAUCUCUUCAGCCACAACCCCAUCCACCUCGCUCGCCCUCGGCACCCUCUGACCACGCACCACCCGCGCCCUGCGACCCGGCCGCCCUGCCACCCUGCGCCUCACCCUCACCUUCACCAUCACCACCAGGCAAGCCCUGCACCACCACCACCUCCUCCCCAAACGCUCCCUUCUCCCACCCCCAUCCCGCCCUUGCCCUUGCACGCUGCUGUCCGCUGCAUGCUGCACUGUGUGCUGCGCCAAUUGCCGCUUGCUCCACCCGGCCCGCUCUGUCUCUGAUUGAACGGCACACGGCGACCGUGUAA